AUGGCCAUCGGCAGCCCGAUCUCCCCGCAGCAUGCUGCUCAGACGCCCGCGGCGACCACCACAGGCAUCGACAUUGACGCCUGGACGAUAUCAGCGCUGCAAUCGCUCAGCGUCUCGCCGAUUGCCCGCGGCACCGGCACCCCGCUAUCCAUCCCGAUCGAUGACCAUGUGCCUUCCAAGGCCCGCGCUACGACGGACGCCCGCCGCGGGGUCGUCCAGUUCGACGCCGACGAGCCCGCGACGCCGCCCCGGCGGCCGCCCUCCCGACGAGACAGCAUGGCGCGUCGCGAGGCGCUCCUCAAGGGCAAGGAGGGCAGCCGGCAGCGCCGCCGGUGGGAAAACGACCGCCUGAUUGGCGUCCCCAACGCGCAACCGCCGCAGCCCUCCGACUGGCAGGUCCAGCCCACGCACCCCAUCCACGCCGUGCCGUACCAGGUCGCGCAGUUCUGGGACCGGGGCGUGCGCGAGCGCGUAGCCGACACGACGCGCCGCCUGCAGGCGGCCCGCAAGACGCAGCAACUGAUGCGCGGCAGCGCCACCGGCCUUGGCGUCGGCGAGGUGCCGCGCGACCUGCGCGAGUCGGCCAAGCGCUCCCCGGCCGUCCGGGGGUGGGUGCGCGCGCUCGAGGAGCCGGUGCGGCAGUUUGUCCACGCGCACAUCUCCUCUAGUGGCCGCGCCGCUGCCGUGGAGGCGGUGCAGGCGGAGGAUGACGAGCUGGACUCGGACGAGGAGGAGAUUGUGUUUGCGGGUCGCUCGGACGCCCUGCGUGCGCUGCAGGAGAGGAAGAAAACGACGACGAUGACGACGUACCGUGCUGCGGGGACGGGGGGGACGGCAGACGCGGGCGUCGUGUUUGACUCGUUUGGCGACGAUGAGAGCGCCUCAUUUAAGCGCUGGCUGACACACUCCAUCUCCGAUUACUACGGCCUGGCGUCGCGUUCGGUCCUAGUGGGCGGCUCGUCACAGAAGGUCGUCUAUGUCGGACUUAAACAAGCCCGUCAGAUGGCGCCGUCGCUGUCGAAGAUGCCACGGCCGCUGUGGGAGCUAUGCUGA
Messenger RNA from Cordyceps fumosorosea ARSEF 2679, 1053 nucleotides. RefSeq lists its product as hypothetical. The coding region runs from base 1 to 1053 and encodes 350 amino acids. The record is from RefSeq and is a predicted model, not a curated record. Gene Ontology annotation, molecular function: nucleic acid binding. The transcript has 2 exons. Lineage: Eukaryota; Fungi; Ascomycota; Sordariomycetes; Hypocreales; Cordycipitaceae.